AUGUUUUCGACACAAGAAGACGAAAUUAUUGAUGUAUCAAAUACAUUAGAAGAAGAUCGUUUACCUGAAUCUUCACCACAAUCAGUAAAAGAUACUGAUUCUGUUUCGUUGAAAAAUAAUUCAAAACUUACAACUACUUCGUCAUCAUCAUCUAUCAAUGCAAAUAAACGUUACAUAUCGAAAUUUAAAAAAGAAUGGUUAUCGAAUCCAAGAUAUUCAUCAUUUUUAAAAGAAUGCAAAACUGAUCAAACAAAAGCAUUAUGUAUUAUUUGUAAUAUACAAUUCUCAAUCCAAAAUAGUGGUAUAGG
Molecule: messenger RNA, 308 nt
Organism: Rotaria sordida
Lineage: Eukaryota; Metazoa; Rotifera; Eurotatoria; Philodinida; Philodinidae
Source: the annotation of a GenBank genome assembly